AUGAGUCUCCUCGGCUUCAACUGCCGUGGUUUGGGGUUGGACGCGGCAGUAGGCAAGCUACUGGAUCAGAUCAGAUCCUACAACCCGGUGGUGGUGUUCCUGUCUGAAACAAAGAAAAAAUCAAAGGCAAUGAACAAGUUAAAGUGGCGCUUGGGGUUCCAAAAUGGGGUUGCGGUGGAUUGUGUGGGAAGAGCAUCUCAUAGGAAACGCAAGAACACGGUCAAAGCGCUGCGUCGAGAGGAUGGUACCAGGUGCACCACGAAUGAAGGUAUAGUAGAUAUGGCACUGGCCUUCUACCAGAAGCUGUACACAUUGGAGGGGUCAAUAAAUAGCGAGUGCAUCUUGGGCUUGAUUGAGAGGGCGGUGCGAGACUUUCUGUCAGGGAAGGAGUGUCCAGAGGACUUCAAUGCUACAAUUCUAGUCAUGAUACCGAAAGUGAAUCAGUCGGAGCUGCUGUCCCAGUUCAGGCCUAUCAGUUUGCUCAUUACUGAUAAUGUCCUGGUGGCAUACGAGUGUGUACAUGCGAUAAGGAAGAGGAAGAGGAAGACACCGUUGUGCGCGGUCAAGCUAGACAUGAUGAAAGCGUAUGACAGUGUAGAGUGGGUGUUUCUGGAACAGAUGAUGGAGACAAUGGGGGGUUUACAACAAGGCGACCCAUUGUCCCCAUAUCUAUUUGUGUUUUGUGUUGAGGGUUUUUCUGCUCUACUUCGGAGUGCUCAGGCGGAUAAACAGAUCAAUGGUGUGGGCUUUGGACCACAAGGUCCAAUGGUUACGCACUUACUUUUUGCUGAUGACAGUGUUGUCUUCUUGGAGGCCACUAAAGCGAGUUUGGGGGCACUGAGGAAUGUGUUGCAGGCAUACGAGAUCAGCUCAGGCCAGAAAGUUAACAUAGAGAAGUCGACUGUGUUCUUUGGGAAGGGAUGUCCAGAGGAGAAGAGGGCUGAACUAAAAGCAAAUAUAGUGGAAGGGAAGCGCAAGGUGUCGUGGAUCAGUUGGGAGCGGAUGUGUGUAUCUAAGCGAGGAGGUGGCAUGGGGUUUCGGAACUAUGGCGUUUUUAACCAAGCCCUCCUAGCGAAGCAGGCAUGGUGUAUACUGACCAAUCCAUCGUCGAUUUGUGCUAGAGUACUCCAUGCGAGGUACUUCAAAAAUGGGGACUUCUUAAUAGCAAGUUGCCCCAAAGAAGCAUCCUUUACUUGGAAGAGUAUUAUUCACGGCAGGGAGUUGUUAAGGGAGGGAUUGGUGUGGCGCAUUGGUGAUGGGAAGAAGGUCGAUGUUUGGGCUGAUAAUUGGAUUCCAAGGGACGGUCUGAUGAGACCUCUAGGGCAUAAUCCAGAUAAGGAGAUAAGCAAAGUGGAGGAGGUCUUGCUUGAUGGUGGCCAAGGUUGGAAUGAAAGCAAACUGGGUGAGGUGUUCUUUGAUGUCGAUGUUGACGACAUUCUGAAAAUCCCGGUGGGUAGAGCUGGAACAGGAGAUUACUUAGCUUGGAAUUACACCAAAAACGGGGUAUUCAGCGUACGGUCAGCAUACCAUCUUAAGAUGCAUCUCAACUCGGCACGAUCUGGAUCGGCUAGCUCGUCUACCAGUCUAGAUGAUCACAGGGGCUGGUUGGCCCUUUGGGCUGCAAAUGUCCCUGGGAAGGCUAAGAUUCAUGUUUGGCGACUAAUACAUAAUUGGUUGGCUGUUGGUGAAGAGUUACAUAGAAGGAGGAUUAAAGGUGGGGUGCGUUGCAUUGUGUGUGACCAUGAAGAAACAUUGAUGCACUGCUUCUAG
Lolium perenne is the source of this 1770-nucleotide messenger RNA. NCBI's taxonomy places the organism in Eukaryota, Viridiplantae, Streptophyta, Magnoliopsida, Poales, Poaceae. The record is from RefSeq and is a predicted model, not a curated record.